Molecule: messenger RNA, 1419 nt
Organism: Funneliformis geosporum
Lineage: Eukaryota; Fungi; Glomeromycota; Glomeromycetes; Glomerales; Glomeraceae
Source: the annotation of a GenBank genome assembly
AUGGGAGAAGCGCCCAAAACACCAACGCAAAGCCAACCACCUACCAGAGAACCAAGAUUACCGCCAAAAGAUGAUUCUCAACCAUGCCUCAACGAAGCGUGUCAAAUUCAGACAUGUUUGCAAAAGAAUGAUUAUCAAGAGGCACGUUGUCAACAAGCGAUUGAUAAAUUACUUCAAUGUUGUGAUAAGUUACUAAAGAGUGGAGGUGAAUCACCAAGUUGCUCUAGUGUAAAGAAUAAAAACAGCAGGCCUACGACGGCAUACACUUCUUCUAUCAACAACUCUAGUUCUACGAGUCCUUAUUAUCACCAAAUACAACCCCCAGUUCUUGACCAACAAUCGCAAGCCAUGGCUCAACCACCCAUACAGAAAAAUUUGUCCGCCUCUCAGUGGUUUAACCCAACUUCAAUGCUUCCAUCUUCUUUUAGUCCAUAUCAACCUUCAAAUGGUCCAAUGCAAAAUAUUGUUGGUAUUGAAGAUAAUAAACCAACACAGAUCCAAAAACAACUUUACUCUCAACAUAACCUUUCCGGACAUCAAAGUGCUCCAACACUUCCACCACCGCAAAAUCAAAACGUCUCAAAUGUACAUCAUGGUGUUGAUAUGUCGAAUUCAGCGAAUAUGGUUUCUGGUAGAGGUUCUGCAAGAAAUGUGACCAAUUCUAAACGUGCCGCUCAGAAUAGAGCCGCCCAACGCGCUUUUCGUCAACGUAAAGAUAGAUACAUUAAAGAUUUAGAAGCAAAAGCAAAAGAAUUGGAAGCCACCAAGAAACAGGUAGAAGCAUUACAAAAAGAUAAGUCGGAAAUGACCGCGAUCAUCCGUAAUUUAAGGAAUGAGAAUGCAAAGUUAAAGGGCGAGGAAGUCGUUGAAGAUGAUAAUAGACAUAAUGGAACCAAUUCUGGUGCUAGCUCGAAUCCUAGUUAUCCUCAUUACAGUAAUUCAUCAUCGCGAAAUGAUGAGGAUAAUCAAGUUCUUGAAGAACCAUGGCUCAGACAUAAGGAGUCUGUUCGUAAAGAGGCAAUGAAUCGUCCUGGAUCUGGUCUUACUGAUAGUCCACCCAGAGGUUCCGGAAUUGUCCUGCCACCUGGUCCCAACACUGAUACCACUAUUGAACCUUUUUUCAGACCUGAUUAUCGUCAUCCAAAUUCCAAUAGUCCAUCUCCUCCAUCAUCAACUUCUUCCGAUCGUAACCGAGGUUCAUAUGGUGCAUCACAAAGUGCUAACGGAAGAGCUGGAUACUCUAGCAAUGAGGAAGACACUGAUCGAGUCUACGACGACUUGUGUGAAUUAUUGAAGACGAGAUCACGUCCGGCUUUACCGCAAAAUAUUGGUAUGAAUAUUUGGCCACAACCAACACAGCAAAUUUCUAAUCAAAAUAUUGUAUCUACCGCUAAUGGUAGUGGUACUGUUGUGGGGUGA